AAUGAAUUCUAUGUUAAAGAAAGCCUUGGAAUUAAUUAGUAGGUUACCAAAUGAAAGGAGUAAAAAUGAAAUUGCCAUCCUCUUACCCUGGUUAAGGAGAAAGGGAAAAUGUUUAAAAUAUUUAGAGUCUAGCGAAUUGUCCAACUUAUUAAGGAAUUGCUCGUACGAUCACGUAGAAGGUAAUAAGCUUAUCAUAAAGCAGGGAGAUAUUGGUCGAAGUUUCUACAUUAUACUUAGCGGAAAGGUGUCUGUUCAUAUACAUACAUCAUUGAUAAAUGAGGAUGCGGAUGAUAGAGAAGAAUUAGAUAAUGGAUUAUCCAACGAUCUAGGAAAAUAUAUAACUUCCUAUGGUGAAGGUCAAUGUUUCGGAGAAAUAGCUUUGAUAAGUGAUAAUGCUGUAAGGAAUGCAUCUAUCUUGUCGGAAGAAGAAACUCAUUUACUCGUUAUUGACAAAGAACUGUUUGAUUCGACUCUAAAAACUCAGCAUGAAAGAGACUUUAGGGAAAAGAACGAGUUUGUUAGAGCUUGUCCCCUCUUUAAAGAUUGGUCUUCUAAAUCUCGAAGAUUGAUGGAAAUGAGCUUAAGAAAAGAAGUAUUCGCAUACGAUUCAUUUAUCUUUAAACAAGGCCAGCCGUUUACUGGAGUAUUCUUUAUCCUAAGGGGCCGAACAAAGGUUACCACCCGACCAUCAAUGCACGAAGAGCAGUAUGACACAAUUUUAAAGGUUAAAAAAGAAAAGAAAUCAAUAGUCUCUCAGGAAAGAAUACGCGUUAGAAGAAAGGAAGGCUAUUCGGCUGCCGAGAAAAGAAUGAAGAGUAGAGAGAUAGAAGUAUGCUGGAUGGAAGAGAAUGAGAUUAUUGGAGAUUUAGAGAUGCUACUAAACAUGGAAACUUACGCUCUAAAUGUCUUUUGUAAAACGGAUACAAUUUGUUACUAUCUUGAUAAAAAGAAUAUAGAACGAUUAAUUAGGAAGGCAGGUACCACUUGGGUUAUGUUUCAAAAUUUAGCUUUAAGUAAAUUAGACGCUUGGUUACCUAGAAAAGUUCCGUUAUUUGCCAAAAUCAAAGAGAUAAUAGCCAAGGAAUUGCCAAGUAAUGAAGAUAAACAAUUGGACAAAAAAGCUGAAACUAUGAGUGAAUUAAUUAAGCUCUUCUUAAAUAAUAAAACGCCUUUAAUAGACCCCUGCGUACCAGGUACAAUCUAUUAUAUGACCAGAAACGCCGAAAAAGCUCGACAGCAUAUGGAAACUGCAAAAAAAGGUGCUAAAUUACAAAAGUUGCCUCCUGAAAUUAAACUAGAAAGGGCUAGGAGGCAGGCAUCGGGUAAGAGACCGAGAUCACGUAGAGAAUUGGAAAGGCUUACUAAUAGAAUUGAUACGAAUUGGAUGAAAAGCCAAAAAAGAGUUAGAUCCAAUAUCCUUCGACCUAAAACAGCGCCGCCAAAGAUUGGAGAUUUUCAGCCUUCUAAUGAUUGGUUUGAUGAGGAAACCAGUGAUAAAAGUCUCACCAACCUAGAAUUUCGAAUAGCUAACUUCUUAGCUGAUAACGUUAAGGGUAGGGGUAGGGAAUUAGUUAGUCAAGUAACAGGCCUCAAAAGAUUUAAUAUAACUGGAGCUGAUAAUGUUCCAAUUGCUGGUGGUACUGUAUUAAUUCGAGAAAAGAAAUGCAAUUAUUCAAGUAAUCUCAUUUCUGACGAUUCCCAUCAGCAUAUUCGCCGCUUUAUUAUUCCAAGGGAAGCCUAUUCAAUAGCCACUAGAUGUCUGUCGUCACCCUCUAGACGCUAG
Molecule: messenger RNA, 1783 nt
Organism: Dimorphilus gyrociliatus
Lineage: Eukaryota; Metazoa; Annelida; Polychaeta; Dinophilidae
Source: the annotation of a GenBank genome assembly